UUUCAUGAUUUCGGGGUUUAGCUGCAACUGACAGUGAGCUCGAGCCCGUCACUGAUUCAGAGGAACACCGAGCAGAAGAAAAUGGCCCCGCACCUGAAGCUCCUGUAACCCCGCCCACUCACAGAGACAGAGCGGAAAAGAACAGCAGGGAGUGACGUCAGCAGUAAUUGGCCGGGACACCCUCCUCCUCUUCUGUGCUGAGAGCCGAUCUGAGCCGUGUCAGUGUGAGCAGAGAGGGCCAGCGCUCACAGAUCGGCAUCAUGGGAAACUCCUCCAGCAUGUCAGUGAAGGAGCUGAGCGCCUGUCACUCCCAUCAGUGGUACCGCAAGUUCAUGACCGAGUGUCCGUCCGGCCAGCUCACCUUCUACGAGUUCAAGAAGUUCUUCGGCCUGAAGAAUCUGUCAGAAACGUCAAACGAGUACGUCAAGACCAUGUUCAAGACCUUCGACAUCAACGACGACGGCUGUAUUGACUUCAUGGAGUACGUGGCAGCUCUGAGUUUGGUUCUGAAGGGUGGUGUUCAGCAGAAGCUGCGCUGGUACUUCAAGCUCUUCGACGUGGACGGCAGCGGCUGCAUCGACCGCGAGGAGCUGCUGCUCAUCUUCAAGGCCAUUCAAGCCAUUAAUGGAGUGGAGCAGGAGCUUUCUGCUGAGGAAAUGACUGACAUGGUGUUUAACAAGAUUGACAUUAACGGAGACGGCGAGCUGUCUCUGGACGAGUUCAUCGAGGGCAUCCAGGCGGACGAGGUUCUCUCCGUGAUGUUGACUCAGAGUCUGGAUCUGACUCAUAUCGUCAGUAAUAUCUACACAGACAUCGGCUCUGAGCAGCAGCUCAACUGACCCCAGACCAGCUGGAGAUCAGGUGCCAAACGAGAGGAAGACGAGGAGCGUUUCUCAACUCUACAGCUGCUGAAGAGCUUUAAACCCUCAUCUCAGCAGCCUGAUUAUUCCCCGUAACCACACACCAUAACUGAGACUAGAGCAAGCGCUUUGUUUAAGUGCACUUAUGCAGGUAACACCUAGGGAACAAAUCUCUAAAAUGUGCAAUGUUUCUUCAGCCCUGUGAUGUACAGCAGGUAGAUGAUCUGUCCUGCAAGAACUCCAUCUUAAUGUUACAUGGUAUUGUCAUAUGUAUUAUAGUAUUAUAGUGUACAUACGUAUAGUGUGCGUUUGUAAUGUUACUGUAAUUUUACACCUCCCCAUUUCAAAGUAAAAUAUGAAAUGUGUUAUUUGUAUACAGAAUAAUGGCUAUAAUGGACCUCCCUGUAUAUUUCGACUCGAUCUAUUUAAGGGUUAAUCAUUAACCUGUCCACAUAUAAAUACUGUUGCAGUGCAAACGUUUUUCCGGAAGCAUUUAAUCAUCUUAUACAUCUAACAAAUGUAACAUAAAUCAGUUUCCCAAAGAUAUAUUUUAAUAUUUACGUGAAGUGCGAAAACAAAACGGCUUACGUCACACGCGUGACUAAAUCUGAUUGGUUCUUGGGUAUCAAGCGCGCCAAAAGUGGUUUAAUGAAUGUGAAUAGAAAUCCAAAAGAAAGUCUCUUAAAUAACACGGACCGACCAUUUCUGUUUGGUUUGACAGUGUUUGGAACGACGAGCUAAUUAAAAUAUAUUUUGUACAAUCUAUUAAAUGAAAUAAUAAUAAUAAAAA
Messenger RNA from Puntigrus tetrazona (Sumatra barb), 1650 nucleotides. RefSeq names its product guanylyl cyclase-activating protein 1 (gene guca1ab.2). Lineage: Eukaryota; Metazoa; Chordata; Actinopteri; Cypriniformes; Cyprinidae. The record is from RefSeq and is a predicted model, not a curated record. The coding region runs from base 261 to 839 and encodes 192 amino acids. Gene Ontology annotation, biological process: visual perception; positive regulation of guanylate cyclase activity. Gene Ontology annotation, molecular function: calcium ion binding; calcium sensitive guanylate cyclase activator activity. Gene Ontology annotation, cellular component: cone photoreceptor outer segment; photoreceptor inner segment. The transcript has 5 exons.